Molecule: messenger RNA, 1929 nt
Organism: Mercenaria mercenaria
Lineage: Eukaryota; Metazoa; Mollusca; Bivalvia; Venerida; Veneridae
Exons: 3
Coding region: 145-1020 (291 amino acids)
Molecular function (GO): acyltransferase activity, transferring groups other than amino-acyl groups
Source: RefSeq, a predicted model, not a curated record
GCCAUUUCGCCAUGUUGCAUUAAAUUUGGUUUAAGGUGUUAAAAGUAUAAAAUUAUGAAUUGUGCAGUUAUUAUCUUACUUGAAUGAAUAUCCUAUGUUGUACACAAUAAAGCGAGCUUUUAUUGCGGAAAAUAAAUAGUAAAAAUGUCAAGUUCUAGUGAAGUAUGCGUAUGCAUCCGGCAGUGCAAAGUCGAAGAUGUCAACACUCUUAUGGAAUUUGCGGAAAAGCAAAACUGGGAUUAUUCAAUGUAUGACUACUGGGCGUAUACUAGACUUGAUCAUGAGUUUCUACUGGUUGCAAUAGAUGCAUCAGGAGCUCCCGUGGGAUUUGGUGGUAUAAACCGGAACCCGUGCGACACACUGUACCUUAGCAGCUUCAUUGUACGAGAGGAUCUUCGUCAAAAGGGGAUAGGGAGAAAAAUUUGGAAAGCCUUAAUGGAUCGUGUAGGAGAUAAAAAUGUUGCUCUUGAUGGAGCACCAGAAAUGCAUGACUGGUAUGAAAAACAAGGUUUUGUCCACACGUCGUAUGAGGUCUUAUUCUAUACUAUCACAAAAUCAAAUUUCACGCAAACUGAAAAUCAGUCAAAUUAUAAACUAGUUCCUUUGUCAGAUGAUAUGUGGCCUUCGCUGAUGGUAUAUGAUAAACAAGUGUACCCAGAUAUUGACAGAGAGCAGAUACUUCGAGCUUGGUUUACAGGAAAGGACGUCAAAAUCGUUAUUGCUUUGGAUGAUAAUGCGAUUGUAGGAUAUGGAAGUAUUCAUAAAAAGUCCGAGAAUAAGUAUGGUCUUAGGAAUGUAUUUGCUGAUAAUGAAAGCGUUUUUGAAAACAUUUUGUAUGAACUGUUUUCCAAUAUCCCCGAUGUAUCGAAUGUGCAUUUCCUGUUGAUUGACAAAAAACCUUUGCCAAACUGCUUAUGUUCGAGUCUUUAUGAUAACGAACGAACUCAGCGCAUGUAUACCAAAUUCCCCAUUCAAAUUAACACAGAAAAAGUCUGGCUUGCUACCGCUCAUUUUUUAUAGAUUUGUAGACUUAAAGAUACACACGUUUUGUUAAUAUUUUGAAUUCUAAAGUUCACUACUUUCCGUUGAUAGUAUUUACCGUAUAGGUCGUGUAACUCAAACUAUUGAUGAUAUUACACGGCAACAUACUUAUUUCGGUCAUGGUGAGCAGUUAGAAAGGACCUUACCUAAACAUUUACAAAUAGGCAUUGGGGAAAUACCUCAUGUUCUAUAUCACAUUAAAUAACAGUUCUUGUUUAACUUAUAUACAGUGAGUACGUCAAUGAAGACAGAGAUGAAAACAAGCAUUACAUUUAAGUGUUCAUUGAGAAAGACAGUGUGUUACUAAAUGUGAUGAAGAAACUAUUAUGCUAUGAUAAGAUGAGUAAAACGUAACGGAAUGGCAUAUACGAGCGUGUGAUUUCAAAAUGAUUCAAAUACGAUAUGCAGACAUGAUGUGAAAAUAGAAAGUUUACAGUUGCCCGGACAGUUGUUAUAACCUUCACUUAGCGCCUCAGAGUGUCCGAGUGUUCAGUGUCUUCUACUUCAAGUAAUUUACCGUGCACCGAGUUUGAAACCUCGCUUCAAUUAUAAUGUAUGUUAAUGUGAGAAAGUCAUUCAUUUCGCUUACAGAAGGUUAGUGGUUCUAUCAAGAUGCCCUCUGUGCCUAAAGUAUUCCACAGCGCGUAACACUAUCAAAGUCUGCAUAGCGUAUAUGACAUUUUAACACAAUAAUGUUUUAUAGCAUUUCUGUGGUCAUUAUCAUAACGAAUAGGUCAUGUGCGAUUUAUUUAAUUACAUACAUAAUAUAAGGUAAUGAUUAGAAACAUGGGAUUAAGUUUGAAGGAGUUAUUAAAGUAGGUUUAAGUUCUUUGCGCAUCCUUUUGAUUUAUUUGUUCUGUAAUGAAUUAAUUAAUUAAAUUGUUUAUA